AUGAGCGGAAUAGGGAAAAACGAUUCGGACCCAAAUUCAGAUAACGAAUCAAAUAAUCCAACAUUACCACCAAGUCCUACCCCUCGUGUAAGUUUACCAAUACGAUUCUCAAAUCCAGAAAAUCCGACAUCCGAACGUUCUAUUGGGAAUAUCAGUACUGAUAACAUCUUCAUCAGAACUGGCGUACUAAUAGAUCAUAAUUCAGAGUUAAUACAUAACGUCUCCGUAACUUUGGGGGAAGUAGAUACCGUUUUGGUGGAAACAGAAAAUCAACUCAAUCUUAAUAUCCUAGACCAAUCAAUUGAAGGAAAUCUUUUAAAUCAGAAUAUACCCUCCCCUCCUCUUAACCCUAGUGACCAAACCAUGAAUCCAGGUACUCAGGAAACAGCGCAAACACAGGGUGUUACCGGUAAUAACCAACAAAGCCUCAUGGUAAAUUCUGAAGGACCAUCAAAGGCAGACACUCAAGAGAUAUCAAAUCCUCAAGUAAUUGAAGAAAAUCCAGAUCAAUCCGGUGUACGAUAUUCAUUCGGAUCAAGAGGAGAUACAAUAGGACUGGAGGCCGCUCUAAAACUCUUGCCAGGCUCGUUCAAUGGAGACAAGCAGGAGGAAUUGGAGAUAUUCUUGGAAAAAUGCGAGUUUGCGUUAGCAUGCGCACAUGACCAUGUACAGGCUCGACUUCUCCAAGGCAUCCAAGUUAGACUGACAGGGAAAGCCCGUCAGGCAGUCAAGUUUAAGGAAAUACGACAUUGGACUGAACUAAAGGAAGCGUUGAAAUCUGCAUUGGAACCGCAGAGGACGACCACUUAUCUAUUCUCAGAAUUGUAUUCAACAAGGCAGAAAAUCGGAGAAGAUGUAACUAACUACGCAAAUAGGAUUGAGCAACUCCAAACACUUAUCGUAGAGCAAGAGACCAGUGGGCACAGUUGGGAGGUAGCUCAAGCACUAGGAGCAAGUAUCAAGAAGCAAAGCAUCCAAGUAUUCGUGGAGGGACUAGGACCUCUAAAAGACUUUAUCAAGGCCAGGAAUCCGCUAACGUUAGACAAGGCCAUACAAGCAGCAAGGGAAGAAGAACGGGUCAGAAACUCACAAGAAGCGACAAAGAAGCUAUAUGGAGCGCCGCACCAAUCCACAAAGAAACCUACUUGUUUUCACUGUAAUAAAGUUGGUCAUAUGGCAAAGGAUUGCAGGAGCAAACCGACAACGACAAACUCAAGACCUUCUUCCACAACGGCACCAAUUAGAAGCAUCGAAUGCAACUAUUGUAAAAAGCCAGGACACCUGCUGAAAGAUUGCCGAAAAAGGAAUUACGUAAACUCCAAAAAGGAAGGCAACCAGCAGGAAAACCACCAGCAACCGGCCGCCAACGGUGGGCGCCCGGUGAGCGAGUUAAAAAACACCGGCAACGACAAAUCCUCUACUUCAAAGCAGAAUUAG
Molecule: messenger RNA, 1437 nt
Organism: Macrosiphum euphorbiae (potato aphid)
Lineage: Eukaryota; Metazoa; Arthropoda; Insecta; Hemiptera; Aphididae
Source: the annotation of a GenBank genome assembly